This is a messenger RNA of Octopus sinensis (East Asian common octopus), 1661 nucleotides long. RefSeq names its product trans-1,2-dihydrobenzene-1,2-diol dehydrogenase. Bases 299 to 1288 code for a protein of 329 amino acids. The transcript has 7 exons. Gene Ontology annotation, molecular function: nucleotide binding. Lineage: Eukaryota; Metazoa; Mollusca; Cephalopoda; Octopoda; Octopodidae. The record is from RefSeq and is a predicted model, not a curated record.
UAGUUGUCAUGAUGUGUUUAUUAUUAGCUCUUGCGUUUACACUUUAGACUGGAGGUUUACUUGAGACUCAACGCAAAAAAAAAAACUCCGAACGUAACCGAAAAGUGUCGCGAUAAGAGAUAAAAUAUAAACAAAAAUCGGAACAGCCGUUAACCGUACAAAUUGGAGGGAAAGUAGUUAUAGUCCGCUGAUUUCAAAAUAUAAUCAGCCUAUAUAAAAGAACGAUCUGAGCAGCAACUGACAUAUUUGUAACAGACACAGCAACUUUACUUCGUUAGCUUAUUUCAAAGGAGAAACAAUGCGUUGGGGAAUAUGUUCGGCAGGUAUGAUUGCAACGGAUUUCUGCAAUGCUUUGCAAUGUUUGAAUCCUUCACAACACAAAAUAACUGCUGUGGUAUCCAAGUCUUUAGAGAAGGCUAAGAAAUAUGCUGAAGAAUUUAAGAUACCAAAUGUAUAUGACAGCUAUGAAGAAUUUGCCAAAGAUCCCAACAUAGAUUUGGUAUACCUUUCAACCAUCAACUGCUACCAUCAUCCUCUUUCCGUUCUCAUGCUUAACAAUGGCAAACCAGUUCUGUGUGAGAAAACCUGCGGUAAUAAUCUGAAAGAGACAGUGGAAAUGCUUGAACUUGCAAAAUCACAGAAAUUAUUUUUUAUGGAGGGUUUGUGGUCUAACUUCUUCCCAGCUUACGCAGCUAUUAGAAAAGAAAUUGAGUCUGGAACCAUAGGAAAGAUACGCUACUUAGAUGUUGCAUUUUUUGUCGACAUAUUUUCAAAGCCACGUAUUUCUCAGCGCUCUUUGGGUGGUGGUGGUAUCUUGGAAAUUGGUGUAUAUACAAUAUGGCUUGCAAACUUCAUAUUCAGAGAGAAACCCGAGACAAUUACUGCUGUUGGAACAAUUGCUGAUACAGGUGUUGACCAGUCUGCCAAUAUUAUUCUGACUUAUAAGGAUGGUGCCAGAGCCUCUUUGUCCUACAAUACUGCUGUAACAGGAAGAACUGAUGCAUAUAUUUAUGGAACUAAAGGCAAAAUUUAUGUAUGUCCACCAUUUUGGGGUGCCAACAAAAUUGAGGUGAAUGGAGAAGAAAGAGAAUUUCCACUCCCCAAAUCCAAUGCUACGUAUAAUUACCCCAACAGCGCUGGAUUAGCUUACCAAGCUGAUUGUGUUCGCCAAUGUUUUGAGAAAGGUCAGCUUGAAUGUCCUGCUCACGUCCAUUCCGAUACUUUGUCCAUUAUAAAAAUUAUUGAAGAGGCUCGACGACAACUUCAUGAGAAUCACAAGGAAACCUAAACACUCUACAAGGAGGAAAGGAGAGAAGAAGAGGGUUAAUAAUAUUGAUUAAUGCAUAUUUUAUAAAAAUAGGCAUCAUUGGACCAUACCAUAUUUCUUAUAUGUAUAUAUAUAUAUAUAUAAAUGUAUAUAUAUCUUAGACUGUAACAUAUAUACAUGUAUGUAUGUGUAUAUAUCUAUUUCAAAGUAACAAUGGCUUCUAAGUUUUUGCCUUUCAUUGUCAUUUUUCUAAAAUAUAAAUAUUUAAAUCCCUUUCAUGUAUUGACAUAUAUUCACGUAUCGUUUUUUUGCAUUUUAUAAAUAAAAAGUGGUCGAGUACUUGCAAAUUGUACCUUGCAAAACACUCACUCUACCUCAACACUGAAUUUCAUAA